AUGAGGGCCAUGCGGCGGCACAGCGUGCGCGUUCAGGUCCUCGUUCGAGCCGCGCUGGAUGCGGACUAUUCGGCGCAUUCUGCGUUUGACAGGAACGAGCUGAGGCUCAUCACGGCCGUGGUCAACACCACAGAGCAGUUCAACAUCGAGUUCGACCAGUUUGCUCGCACCUUCCUCUUCGAAUCUGAGGUGACAGCUGCGGUUCCGGUCGAGGUGGGCACUCCUGUCAGCCCAGUCUUUCCUUCGGAGGAGACAUGUGACGAUGACGAGAAUGGCAUUCAAGAGUUUGAAGUGUUUGACAUUCCCGAUCCUAAGGCAUUCCCUGACUUGGGCAGCAUCAUCCUCAUAGACUGGGUCAUUGAGCGUCCCAAGAAGGGCAUUAUGAAGUGGAUCGAGACUGUCUACCAGCGCUCCCGUGGACUUGAUUUGGGCUCUCUCGGUCAUGGCAUUCUUCCUAGUGUUUUCCGGGAGCAGUCAGCGAAGUGGGAGAUGAUCUCAAAGCAAUACCUCAGCAAGAUCAUCCUACUCGUCCAUCGAUUCAUCAUGGUGGCGCUGGAGGUCGUUUGUCGAGAUGCGCAUGUCCUCCAGGAUAUCACAUCCGCCAUCAUAAGCGACCUCUGCAUCAAGUACGAGGGUGGCAUGGACCAAGCAACCUUCCUGGUCGACGUUGAGAGGCAGCUUAAGCCGAGCUUCGACAAUCUCAUCAUCAAUCUAAGGGACGUUGCGGAGGCCGUCAGGAACAAGAGUAACGCAGCACACGCCAAGGAGACCAUCCACGACACCCUCGAGGCCUACUACAAGGUGGCCUACAAGCGGUUCGUUGACAAUAUCUUCAGCCAGGUUGUUGAUCACAAGCUUCUUUCCGGUCCGGAGAGCCCCCUUCGCUUGUUCUCGGAGCAAUGGGUGCUCGGCCUGAAAACCGAAAAGCUUCGGCCCUGGCGGGGGAGUCCCGUCGCACGAGGGAGUGAAGAAGGAGAUUCAGGACUUGGAGGUUGCGAUGCAGAUUCUGCUUUGACGGCAUGUCGCGGGCGUCCUACGACAGGGGCCUUUGGCUAUGAAGGAAGCCCUCGCAGUCACGACCUCAUUGAUGCGCAGCCUGUGCGGUGCCUUGUCCUCCAUCGCGACGGCGGGGAUGUUUCGACCGUCAGAGUCCUGCGCAGAGAUGGGGUCGUCGGUCAGCCCAAGAUUCGCUCUCGAAGGUCACGGUACAGAGAGCGGUUCGUCGCCACCUUGCCCGCAGCUAGCCGGUGCACUAUGUGGAAGGCCUACGAAGACGAGGACUUCGAUGGGACAGCCGGGGCAGCCUCUCGCAAGCAGGCAAGCGCGACCGUUGACCUGGCCAAUAUGAUCGCGUCUGCCGUCAGGAUACCGCGCCGUCUGAAGCCUAUCGUGGAGAUUGCCGGCUUUGGCAGGCAGUCACCAUACUUGGCGGCGCCAAAUCGUGCGCAGAGGUCCGAUUCAAUCAUGGCGGACCCAUUGAGUAUCGCGUCGGGCGUGAUUGGUGUUAUCGUCGCCACAGCUCAAUCAACAAAGGCGCUGUACGAGACGGUGCAAAGCUUCCGUGACCAGCCCCGUGCCGUACGACAGUUGCAGGACGAACUGAAGAGCCUCGAUGGCGUCCUCGGGUCACUCCAUGACGCGGUCAAGGAAGAGGCAACGUUCCUUCUGUCGCUUCAGCUCCCGCUGCGUCAGUGCGGCGAGGCAUGUGGCGAGUUUAGGGCGCUAGUCGUCAGGUGCACAACCCACUCCGAUGGCGCCAGGCCUAGCGUCCGAGACUGGGUGCGCCUCAGAUACAUGGACACCGACAUCCGGGGCUUCACCGAAAUGCUGGCUGGCUAUAAGUCUACGAUAUCCGUGGCGCUCGCCGAUGCCAACCUACGAUCGAGCAAGAUCACACGGGCCGCCCUCGACGACGGCCGGCCCCUUACGGUGGAAGACAGACAGUGGUUCGAGAGGGAACGACAGAGCACGGAACAUUGCCUCGACAUCUGCGCUCACGGCCUCGCCCGGCUUGAUGAGCUGAGACUUGGGACCGACGGCACUGAGGGCCCCGCGUCGGCCCAGCACUAUACACUGGCGGAAAUCACGACCAUGUUCGCCCUGAGAAAAUGCAGAGACGACCGGGGCGCUACGCCCCUGUAG
Molecule: messenger RNA, 2142 nt
Organism: Verticillium dahliae VdLs.17
Lineage: Eukaryota; Fungi; Ascomycota; Sordariomycetes; Glomerellales; Plectosphaerellaceae
Exons: 10
Coding region: 1-2142 (713 amino acids)
Source: RefSeq, a predicted model, not a curated record